AUGGCGCAUAAUUAUAUGCAGCAGGCCAACGGCCUUGCUCCAAAUGGCCAACCCAACCAACGCCAACUGCGAGUCCCGACUGUCAAUGAAGCGCUCCCAUACUCUCCCUUCAGCUCCAUCGUCCCCUUCAAUCCUGACCUCAUCACAGCACCGAUGGCGCUGCCAUCUAUCGAGCCUACUGCAUUCGAAGACUUGGAGGAUAUCAAAGCCGCUCGACGUGAUCUCGAACGCCUUGAGGCCGGAUCACGCAGUUCAGAGGCCGAGGACAAGAGAAAGGACAAGGCAGCGAACGACGUCAAGAGACUGUUGGAACCUAGCAAUUUGCCUGAAUACAAGUUCAAGACAAGCAAGCGGACAAGAGCGGAUCUCCCCCCAUCCAAGACUCAGCCACAGUUGAGCAGCUUCGCGGGUCGGGUGUACGAGGAAAACAACGUUACCUUUUCGUACGCGACGCCGGAAGCGUCGCCAACGUCGGAUGACAACAUUGUCGUCAAGCACAAGCGACCCAGUGAUGUGGGCGACAACAUCGUAGUCAGCCCCAGACGAGUGCAGCAGCCACCAGGACAGCAGACAAUGAAGAAGAUUGUUGUCAAACACCCAGACAUGUCAGAGCCAAGGCACUCUGGCCACAGCAUCACCCCACGACCGGAUGCUCUUCCACAGGCAGGCUUGCAGAAUGGAAAUCUCAACGCCCACCAUACCGCACCAACCCCGUCAAAAUCUACACCCAAGGCAUUGGUGCUGCCCGCACCAUUGACCCCAGCUCAACGAGCCGAGUACAAGAUGGGACGAGACUCUACACCGCUAAGAAAUCAGGCCGCAUACCUCACCAGCGGCCGCCGGGCUGUCAGUCUAGACCAAAAGGCGGAUCAAGCCGUUGAUAGCAUGCAGUCUCUGCUUGUGGACAUCUUCGAAGCCGAGGAUCAGUUGCAGCCCGACACUUCUGGUUUCGUUUCAGCGCAGGGCAAUAUCUUCAGCUCGACGGAAGUGGAAGAUGGCUCUUCCCCACUCUUCACUGCCGAUACUUUGCUCAGACUGGAUGCAGCAGCCACUAAGGUCUAUGCGCACAAUCGCAUCGACAGCUUCGAAGUUGAGCAGCUUGCAAGGGUGCAGAAACUGUGCGAGGCCUUUCUUGCUUCGUCGGAGUCCGGUCUUCUCCAUGUCGGUGAGGACUGGGAAGAGCAAGACAUCUCCAAUUGGCUCAGCAGAGUUGCAAGUGCUCACCACGGGCUUAUCGCUGCUCGAGUUAUGAUGCGGAUCAUGGCGGGUGGCUCACGUUACAAGGAGCUGCAAUCAGAGGACCAUCUACGACUGGUCCUGGAUACAGUACGGACCGCAGUUGAGGGCUGCGUCAUACCUGUCAUCGAGAUGCGUUCCAUUAUGGGCGACAAGGUCCGCGGCGAGAAAGCAGCACCACGGAACCCGGCUUUUGACAUUGCAGUGGAGAAUCGCAAGACUCUGCAGCUCUUCAUGAAGCUGACGACCAAGUGCACGCAACUGCUAGGAGAAUUGUUCUACAAGACUGACGUCGACGAAAGCGGAAUCUCAAGCCUGGAGUAUUUGUGCAAGACUUUGAUCUUUGCAGAGAACGCGACCAGCGAUAGAGAUGCGGCGUUGGGAACGCAAUCUUUCGAAAACUUGCGCAAAGCUGCUAUGGACGGCCUUGCAAGAAUCUUCGAAAAGUACACCAGCCAGAGGACCUUCAUCGUUGACGAGAUGCUGCUUUCACUCGACAAAUUGCCGGCUACGAAGCAGAGUGCGAGGCAGUACACUUUACCAGAUGCGAAGCCAAUCCAGUUGGUGUCAGCCCUGCUCAUGCGCUUGGUCCAAACAAGUGCUACCGCGGAUCUCAGAGGCAAGACGACCACAGAGGAAGACGACGAGGACGAAGAGGAUGAAGAAUCUGCAGAGGAUGAAUCUGACGACUCAGAAGAGUAUUCGUCGGCCAAGAAGAAGUCGAGGAAGCAGCGCUCUGCAGCACCAAAGUCGAGCAAGGACUUGUCUUCACUUUACGAGCCCCUCAAGAAGAGCGCCGAACAGUAUGCCAGGUACAUUGUCCGGGUUCUCCUCGAGCGGGCUUUGGGCACAUCCAAAUCAAGCGACGAGCCGUACAGACGUUUGCUCGACAUCUUUGUCGACGACUUCCUCAAUGUGAUGGGAUCGACAGACUGGCCUGCCGCUGAGUUGCUCCUGCGUGCGCUGGUUACCAGUUUGGUUGGUCUGGCCGAGAAUCCAAAGAGUCCUGCUCCUUCACGAACGCUGGCGCUUGAGAUACUUGGCACCGUGGGAUCCGGUAUACUGGAUAUUCGCGCUUCUGCAUUAAGUGGCGCAAACGCUCUUGACACCGACGACCCACUCUCUGCCCGCCUCGCCAAUGUGGUCAGAGCGAUGAAGAAUGGCGACAUGAGCACCGCAACCCUUACAGCUUUCGAAGGCCCUUACCGCGUGGUGAUUGAGUAUCUAGACGCACGCGAUAGUGGGAAUGAUCCACGACUGCAGUCUGCACGAGGGUAUCAUCUCAUGCAAUGGGCCGAUUUUGUCUGCAGUGACCGAGAAAACUCACCAGAUGCCAUCAGCGUUGGCUACUCAGCCACAGCACUUCAGACCAGGAUCCGGUACAUGAUCGAAGAUGAGCACUGGCUUGGGAAUGCUGAGCCUGACUUCCCUAGGCCAACGACUGAUCAAGGAAAGCUAGCAGGACGACUCGUGGCAGCUAAUUCGCUACUCUGCAAGGCAUUCAGUCGAAUCUUCAGCGUCGUGUUGAAGUCUCUCAGCAGCGAGCAGCCCACCGUCCGCAGUCGAAGUCUCAAGAGCGUCAACACCUUGCUGGAGAAAGACCCCUCAGUCCUCGAUCGCGAUACGCAUGUGUUGAAUCAUAUUGUCCGCUGCCUGGGCGAUGCGUCGGCCCUGGUCAGAGAUUCUGCGCUGGGCCUUCUUCAAAAGUGCGUCAACCUUCGACCAGCGGUGGAACAGAAAGUGUACAAGCAAAUCGUGCCGCGCACCAACGACACCGCCGUCGGCGUUCGAAAGCGCGCUAUGGCCUUCCUCAAAGACGUCUACCUGCACAGCGACGACAACCUUGUGCGCGCACAGAUAUCAAAUGCUCUCAUAUCCCGAAUGCAAGACAAUGAGGAGAGCGUAGCCGAAGUCGCUCGAGCUACCAUCGAAGAAGUCUGGUUUUCCGCCUUCCGCGACAUAGCAUCUAGUGAUCGCUCUGUUGAUGCUCAACUGAGACUGAAUUCACACACAGCUCUCAUCAUUCAGACUGUCGAGCUUGGUGAUGAUGUCGCCAACGUGCUGGAGAAGAUGCUCAAAAAGCUGCUCAGCUCUUCGAAGCAGGCAUCUGACAACGUGCGGAUUGCAAAGAUGUUUGUCGCCGUCACUGUUGAACGUUUGCGAGAGGGCAAUCUCCCUGGCGGUGCAUCUCAGGCUACGGUAGCAGGGGCGCUGUACGUCUUCGCGAAGGCCUGGCCGAAGCUGUUCACCCCAACCCAGCUUUCACACUUGGAACCGUUCACGAGGCACCUCAACACGACAGCCGAUUUGGAGAUGUUCGUUCCUGUGGUCAACAUUCUGAACUACACGCUUCCAGUCGUCAUUGGUGUCAAUGACAAGGACCUCGAAAAACUGACGACUUCGCUGCUAACAGGAAUGGGUAAAACGCUGCCGAAGUCAGUCGUGGCGGUGAUCGCACCGUGUGUUGCGACCAUGGACGCACUGCUUGGGCACACGAAGCGACCGCUCCUAAUGAUCAAGUCAGCGCUGGCACCUAUUCAUGACGAGCGUAAAUCGCAAGUGAGCACUGAGCCACCGGCAAAGCAAGUCAAACGGCUGUUGAUACUUGGUCAAUUCGGCAAGUCAUGCGACCUUGAUCGUCAUCUGGCGGAGUUCAAGUCAGAUCGUCGAUAUUCCAGCUACAGGGGCGACAAUGUUGCGGGCCUCCUGCUCGAGAUCAUCUGUUACUUCACCAGCCCAACACAGCCGGUUACCAUCAGAGAGGCUGCCAUCGGAGCGAUCUGCGAGAUUUGCCAGUCGUACCCAGAGCACUUCGAACGCGCUGACGUUGUCAACGCCAUUGAAGCUGUGUUCCAAGCUCGAGUGCAGUCUUUGGAAUCUGCCAUGCUGACCAGCCUUGAGGCCUUUUUCGCUACGGGAGUCGCGGGUGGAGAACAGCAAGAGGAGAUUGCCGCGGGCAUUGAGGGCGGUGCCCAGCGCCUGGGAGGUACUUACAAGGCUACGGGACACGACAAGGCAUCCGCAGCGCUCUCACAGCGAUUCAUGCCGCAAUUCCUCCGCAUCGCAUUGUCAUCCGUGAGCGAUGUUGCUCUCACUGCAGCUCGCAUAGUUGUGCUCAUCAACACCAGCGGCCUCUCUUAUCCUCAAGACAGUGCACCUGGUCUGGUCGCUCUUGAGACAUGCCCCAACAGCGCCAUCGCAGGUCUGGCUUUCCAGGCACACAAGGAGCAAUUCGGCAAAUACGAGAGUAUUUUCGAGAAGCAGCUCGUCAAAGCUGUCCAACGAGCGUUCCAGUACCAAGUGCAAGUCGUCCAGAGUGCGACAGGCUGCAGCGGCAGUCCUCCAGCCGCUAAGCUGCACUUUUUCUGGGACGUGACGAAGACUGGCAAGGCCGGGGUGCGUCAGAAGUUUGCGACGAACAUCUGCGCUUCCAUGAACUUCGACCCCGCCAAACUACAGUUGAAAGGCUCAAUGUCGCCGCACCUGAUGUACGUGCGGUUCUGCGUCGAGAACAUUGCAUUCUUUGACUACACUUCGGUCUCGGAGGUCUCGCACCUGCUGUCCUCACUGGAGAAGACUGUCGCUGGGACUGGCACCGAAGUCGCGCAGGCAAUCGAGAGCGAUGUUCAGAAGAUCCAAGUUCCUGUCACAUCCUCUGCCACGGCAGAGAGUGGUUCUGACGGCAUCGUCGUUGCAAGCACCGAGCCUGCACCCAUGCUUCAGAACAACAAUAUCGACCCCCAGCGACUAGAGCAGUUGACUGUCUCGGCUCAGAUACUCUCGCUCAUCUGGGAGACGCGCACCUACCUGCGCAAACUCUGGAUGAUGCAAAAGUACGCCGGCAAGCCCAAGAACCUCGCCAAAGACGGCAGCAAAGCGCCAACCCGCGCCACGAAUGCACCAGCGUUGACUGAGUCAUUCCAGCGGAACAUCAAAAACAUCAUGGCAUCCCUCGACACCGAAACCGCAAAGAAGGCAAUGUGCACUUCCUUCGUAGAGACGUACACCGUGGAUUCUGAAGUGAAAGUCGGCUCAGGAGACGAGGACAACAUGGAAAUCGACGAUGAAGAUGAUGCUCGUAGUGUGAGCAGUACAUCCAAGAGUCCUUCCGUCGCAGCGACUCCUCGCGGCAAGAAGCGCAAGUCGAUUGAUUCUGGGAUGAAUGGUGGACCGAAGAAGCGCGGUAGGCCGAGGAAGUCGAGCAUGUCGAAGAAGAAUGACUUUGACGAUGAGGGUGGUUGGGACUGA
Zasmidium cellare ATCC 36951 is the source of this 5484-nucleotide messenger RNA. RefSeq lists its product as uncharacterized. Gene Ontology annotation, cellular component: Scc2-Scc4 cohesin loading complex. Gene Ontology annotation, molecular function: chromatin binding. Bases 1 to 5484 code for a protein of 1827 amino acids. The record is from RefSeq and is a predicted model, not a curated record. Lineage: Eukaryota; Fungi; Ascomycota; Dothideomycetes; Mycosphaerellales; Mycosphaerellaceae. Gene Ontology annotation, biological process: establishment of mitotic sister chromatid cohesion; establishment of protein localization to chromatin; replication-born double-strand break repair via sister chromatid exchange. The transcript has 3 exons.